Molecule: messenger RNA, 2910 nt
Organism: Sycon ciliatum
Lineage: Eukaryota; Metazoa; Porifera; Calcarea; Leucosolenida; Sycettidae
Product: protein PALS2-like
Exons: 1
Coding region: 534-2219 (561 amino acids)
Cellular component (GO): plasma membrane; cell-cell junction
Molecular function (GO): protein binding
Source: RefSeq, a predicted model, not a curated record
UUCUUGCUACAUACUGCACCGUGUCACUUGCCGUACGGCAUUUUUUUAGUUCGCACAGUCGCUCAUUUGCUUCGCCUGUCGACGAACAACGACCGUCAGACCAUGAUUGUACCAAGGCCAGUGUUCCUGUCCAUUAUGGUGUAAAUGAUGUACUACUGGUUACCGUUUGUUGACUAAUCAUUCUCAUUUUCUUCAUUCACCUGCACAAUAUCUAUGUGCCAGGGCUAGGGCUGGUAGUACAGGGGCGCGACCUAAAAACACUGCUCGUUCAAAUACGACGAAGCUGAGGUUCAGCUGCAUGCGCAGCACAAGAUCCGUGCGUUACGUGUUUGUCGUGACUCGUGUAGGGUCUUGAGAAGCAACACGACCCGGAGGAGUAGCAUUUCUUGCCAGCUGCUCUCUGGUGGAGCUAACGACGUACAUUGUGUUGGCCGAAGCCAGCGAGAAAGAACUCUCCAGAUCAAUACUAGUAGUCGCCUGGGUCGCUUGUGCUGUGUUCGUGGGUCAACACAUUUCACGGCGUUGCAAGCGCAAUGGACAACGAUCGCGCAGCUAGCAACAGCAGCAGUGGAGGCUACAAAUGCGAUGAUCAGCGAGUAGAUGAUUUAUUGAAGAGCGGCGAGUUGCCGGACAUCGUCAGUGCUUUCGAGCUGCUCUGGGCCGCCAGGGAGAAGAGUAGCGUGGUGCUGGGCGAUCGGAUCGGACGGCUCCUUCUGGCAGAAUGUGCCCAGCAUGUUGACGAACAAGGAGGUGACGAGGAGUCGAAAGAGCUGCUACAGCUUCUGAAUAGUCCGCACGUGAAGGCUAUCGUGGAGAGCUACGACGGAGUAGUCCUGGAGCGCGAGGAAGCCAAACGGUCCGCAACUGAGAUUACAACGCCGACGUUAUCUCCCGAGGCUAAUCAGAAAUCCCUGGUGAAUGGUACUGGGGAAACUAGCAACGGCGAAUCUGGACCACUGAAGCUGAUUGGAUUGAAUCGGGUGGGAAAUGAGGCUCUUGGCCUGGUGUUGAAGGAUGCGGACGGUCUGGUCAAGAUUUCACGCAUAGUUGUUGGAAUGGCAGCGGAUAGACAAGGCUUGCUGAAGGUCGGGGACGUGAUUCGGAGCAUAAACGGCAAGGAGGUCAACGGCGAUGUUGAAAUGGUGAAGAAGGAGAUCACGUCAUGCCGGGGCACAAUCAGUAUGAAGGUGGAAGCCAGCUUCACUGACCCCCUGCCCACGUCGCAGGUCUACAUGCGUGUUCUGUUCGACUACGACCCGCAGCAAGACCCAGAUCAUCCGUUCCCCAAAGGUGGACUGGCGUUUCGGCGUGGUGACGUACUGCAGAUCGUCAACCAAGAGGACCCGAUGUGGUGGCAGGCGCGCAUCGAGAAGGGGGAGAAUGCCGAUAGGAGUGGUAUCAUUCCCGGGUUAUUGCUGGAAGAGCGUCGACAGGCCAUUGCGCGAGAUCCAGGCGGCGAUGCUGAUGAACAAACACCGGGCUGCCUCGGCAUGCGCCGCAGACGGAGAUCGCGACCAGUCAUGUACACGUCGGCCAGGAACUCAGAGUUUGAUCGGCACGAGCUCAACAUCUUUGAGGAGGUGGCGCGCAUUGCGCCUGGUCAGCGCAAGACGGUGGUUCUGAUCGGUGCGCAGGGUGUUGGAAGACGUGGCUUGAAACACCGCAUCAUCGUGGGCAGUCCCGACAUGUAUGCAACCACGCUACCGCACACCACGCGCCGCCCAAAGCCCGACGAAGAGAAUGGCAAGCAGUACUGGUUUGUUUCUGAAGAGGUGAUGCGAGAAGACAUUGCCUCGCACAAGUACAUCGAGCACGGUGUGUUCAACGACUGCCUCUACGGCACUAAGAUUGACAGCAUCCGGGCUGUCAUUCGCUCUGGCAAGAUCUGCCUACUGGAUGUCAACCCGCAGUCACUGAAGCGACUCAAGACCAGUGAAUUCAAGCCGUAUGUUAUCUUCAUCCGGGCGCCAACGUUUGCUGUACUGAAGCGAAUGCACCAUGAAGCAACUCGCAACAACAGCGAAACGCUCAUGCCAUACUCCGAUGAUGACAUUCGCCGCACGAUACACGAAUCAGAGAAUAUUGAGAAGGCGUACAGCCACUAUUUCGACUUGACCAUUGUCAACGAAGGCAUUGACGAGACUUACAUCAAGCUUGAUGAGGUGCUGAGGGAUUUGCAGGCUUCGACGCAGUGGGUCCCCAUCAACUGGGUCUUCUAGAGCUCGAAACAUAGUUGCGGCAGUAUAGCUAUGCUUCCAAUUGCCUGUAUAUGUUCCAUUCUCUUGUUCAGUCAGUUUUGUAAAGUAUGAUACCGCUUGGAACUGAUACUGCCGCCUGUAGACCGACCAUCCUCACUCACAGUGUUGUGUCUCAUCAUCAUCAGCAGCAGCAGCAACAGCUCAUGCCGUGUACACUGCUGGCGUUGCAAGUUGUCCUGACGUAGCAGGGUGACAAUCUUGACACGUGGAGCGCACAAGCAGCACAUUGCACUGCUGUGCAAGGCGAUUGUUUCUUGUGCCGUCUUCUUUUUGUCUAUAGUAUAGAGAGAUAUUUUGUCACUGGCAGCCAUUCACACUAGUAAUGAAUACAAUGUCUUGCUAUCUGGGCUGCUCUGCUCUAUGCCUCUGCCCACGCUACUCACAGCAUCAUAAGUGCAUUGGUCAAUGAGAAUGCAUGGCUUUAUACGAGUAGGUUGUCAUCGUAUUCCAGCAUUUCAGAAUCACGCCCAUUGUACAGGCUUUACUCCAGUACUCUAUCACUAGAUCCGAUGGUUGUGUCCAUGCCGUUUCAUUGCGGUUGUUGUCUCAUUCUGUGUGUACACUAGACUGAAUAGUGUUUCUGAAGAUUGAUUUCUAUUUUUUGAAGUUUCAUGCACGUAGUCCGAUGUGCAGUUCUGCUUUGAAAACCCGG